AUGUCGGGAAGAAAUCGGAUUCACCGAGAGAUUCGAGACGGUUUUCAUGAUCGGCGUGGUUUUUCUCCCGAAAGACCUUUUCUUCGAGUCCCUCCAUUGAUACAGCCUCCACCUCCAUCUUUGUUAGAAGAUCUUCAAAUGCAGGAGGUUGAAAUUAGGAGGCUUUUGAAUGAUAAUCAUAGAUUAGCCGAAGACCGAGGGCUUCUGCAACGAGAACUCAGUGGUGCUAAAGAAGAGCUUCACCGAAUGAAUCUGAUGAUUUCUGAUCUUCGUGCUGAACAAGAUCUGCAGUCGAGGGAGUUUAGUGAGAAAAGGCAUAAACUUGAGGCCGAUGUUCGUGUUAUGGAGUCUUAUAAGAAGGAGGCUUCACAGUUGCGUGGCGAAGUUCAGAAGCUAAAUGAAAUUAAACGUGAACUAAGUGGUGAUGUUCAGAUACUUCGGAAAGAUUUGGUUAAAUUGCAAUCAGAUAACAAGCAGAUUCCAGGUUUGAGAGCUGAGGUUAAAGACCUUCAGAAGGAGCUUAUGCACGCUAGAGGUGCGAUUGACUAUGAGAAGAAGGAAAAGUUUGAGCUUAUGGAGCAGCGGCAGACAAUGGAAAAGAACAUGGUUUCUAUGGCGCGUGAAGUUGAAAAGCUACGAGCAGAACUUGCUACUGUUGAUAGUAGGCCGUGGGGUUUUGGUGAAUCAUAUGGGAUGAAUUUCAACAGUAUGGAUGGCGCUUUCCGUGGUUCUUAUGGCGGAAACGAUAGUUUUUUGGGAUCUUCGGAUAGGAGUCAAUAUUACAGCCAUGGGUCUGGCUCGCUGAAGAAACCUCGCUUGGAUCGUCAUUGA
Arabis nemorensis is the source of this 831-nucleotide messenger RNA. The record is from the annotation of a GenBank genome assembly. NCBI's taxonomy places the organism in Eukaryota, Viridiplantae, Streptophyta, Magnoliopsida, Brassicales, Brassicaceae.